GUUGGACGCUAAAAUUGUUGGCAUAGGGUCAACGCGACUAGGUGCGAGUUGUUGAUUUGCUAGUUCUCCAUUCUUAAACGGUGGUUUAACGCGAAAGAAAGUACGAUUCGGUGGGUGGCUGCAAAACACAGUGCAAAUUGUUCGGAAUUGAGUUCGAUUGAUUGGAAGUGCGGCGUUUAAUUGUAUGAUCUGAUCUAACAAAAAGAAAAACCAACGAAACAUUUACCUUACCUCGUGCGAAGAAAGCCAGACUACUUUGUGAAGAAGAAAAAGCGCCAAAGUUGGGAAUUCGUUUCCACACACUUCCAGUGUGCGUGCGUUACUCCGCCUGUGCGUGCGUGUGUGUGUGUGUAUGAGUGAGUUUCGGUGGUUUAUUUUAAACGCAAUAUCAAAGCCUUCAUCAAAUCAAAUCAAAUCAACGCGCAUCGUGUGUGCAGUGAAAUUUUUUUUGGAGGUACCAUCGCACUAAAACCAGCACAGAAGAUAUUUUCUGAAAACACCCGGCCAGGUUUCCGGAUCUUACACUUGAGACGUUCCGACCGUCUGCUACGAGUCUGCACUCUGCGGCGUUGUUUUCCAGUCCACACGGAUACAGUUUGGUGGUGGUGGUGGUGGUGUCCAUCCCCGGCGGUUAUUACUGGGGCGUCUGGUGUCUGCAAACCGCAACCGAACCACACGGAAGUGACUCGACGAUAUUUCGCGGCUACUAAAGCUAUUAUUCCGCCUGGGUAAGGUGCGAAUCACGUCUUAAAGCCAAGUAGGAAAUAGAGUGAUACGCUUAAUACACUUUACAAGCGAGUGGUGGAAAAAAAACCACAACAAAGUGUUUGAAGUUACUGUAAACAACCGACGGCAACAACGGUGCAUUCCAGCGCUGACAUUAUAAAUCUUACAGUAUGGCUUCCAAAACUGCCCAAAGUACGCCGCCGAUUGCAAUUUCCACGCCUGCCUCACUGAAAACGGCGGCAUCAACGACAUCGCUAACAUCGAACAUGUCCGUAUCGUCCGGAUUGAACAUACCGGCGACAUUGUCGAUAUCGUCGGUCGAAACCGCAAUGUCUGCAUCGUCCUCGGCCAACCAAUCGACCAUCGUGAAGGCAGGCUGGUUGUACAAGCGUGGUGAACACAUCAAAACCUGGCGAUCGCGUUACUUCGUACUGAAGAGUGACGGCACACUGGAGGGUUACAAAGUGCGGCCAGAUCUACAGUGUCCGACCGAACCAUCGAACAAGUUCACCGUACGCGACUGUCAGAUCAUGUCAAUCGAUCGGCCCCGCCCGUUCACAUUUAUCAUCCGCGGUCUGCAGUGGACAACGGUGAUCGAGCGAAUGUUCCAUGUGGAGGGUGAACCGGAGCGUAAGGCUUGGGUGGACGCUAUCCGUAGCGUUGCGAACAAGCUGAACGAGGAGGAGGUUUAUCAGGCGACGCUGCCAAACGAGACGGCCGACGAUGACUGCGAAAUGGGUUCGAUUGCAGAGGACGAACUGGAAAAGAUGCCCGUAUACGGUACGGCCAUGGAUAAAAUAAGCGGCAAACGAAAGGUGACGCUCGAAAACUUCGAAUUCUUGAAGGUGCUCGGUAAAGGUACCUUCGGCAAAGUGAUUCUGUGUCGAGAGAAAACGACGGCAAAACUGUACGCUAUUAAAAUACUGAAAAAAGAUGUCAUCAUACAGAAGGAUGAGGUUGCUCAUACGAUGGCAGAAAGUCGAGUGCUGAAAACGACAAACCAUCCAUUCUUGAUAUCGCUGAAAUAUUCGUUCCAAACGGUGGAUCGCCUGUGCUUCGUGAUGCAGUACGUCAACGGUGGUGAACUGUUCUUCCAUUUGAGUCGUGAACGUAUAUUUCCCGAGGAUCGGACACGAUUUUACGCAGCAGAAAUUAUUUCAGCUCUUGGGUAUCUACACUCGCAUGGUAUCAUUUAUCGUGAUUUGAAGCUGGAAAACUUGCUGCUGGACAAAGAUGGACACAUCAAGAUCGCAGAUUUUGGUCUAUGCAAAGAAGACAUCACCUACGGUCGAACGACGAAGACAUUCUGCGGUACGCCCGAGUAUCUUGCACCGGAAGUGCUGGAAGACAACGAUUAUGGGCAUGCGGUCGAUUGGUGGGGUACCGGUGUCGUAAUGUACGAGAUGAUUUGCGGUCGGCUUCCGUUCUACAAUCGCGAUCACGACAUCCUGUUCACGCUGAUUCUGAUGGAGGAGGUAAAGUUUCCGCGCAACAUUAGCCCGAAUGCGCGCAGUUUGCUCAGUGGUCUGCUGGUGAAGAAUCCGAAGCAGCGGCUCGGCGGAGGACCGGAUGAUGCGAAGGAAAUUAUGGCCCACCCAUUCUUUGUCAGCAUCAACUGGUCGGAUUUGGUGGCGAAACGUAUAACACCACCGUUCAAGCCGCAGGUAACGAGCGAUACGGAUACGCGAUACUUUGACCGUGAAUUCACCGGUGAAAGUGUUGAGCUAACGCCCUCGGACAAUAACGGACCGUUGGGUGCCAUUCAGGAAGAGCCACAUUUUUCAGAAUUCAGCUACCAGGAUAUGGCUUCCACCAUGAAUACGCCCAGCUUUAUGAAUCAUUCGCACAACUAUCCUCCGAUGCAGUGAGAAAACGCUGAAAUGCACCCGGUGCGCCACCCGGGUGUUGCGUGAAGCAAUACGCCCGCUGAUGGGAAAAGGACACCAGUAAGGAGUACCGACUUCCAUAGGGUACCUCCAGACAGGAGUCCACUACUAACUGGUAACUGGAAGCCGGGCAAAAAUGCAGCCGCAAAACAGAGGACAUAGAAAGGAGUAACAAUCUUUCGUUUAAAUAGCCAAGGGAAAAGCAACGUAAACCGCAGGAAGAUGACUAUUAUGUUCGUAAUUGCGUUCCAUAGCCCAGUUUUGUGCCGUAUCUGUGCCGCCAGCAGCAAUCGUAAAUGGGUUCGAUAUCCCGUCGGUUCGCGUUCGGAACAUCUGCACUAACCAGACGAUCAGUACAAGUGCUGCGGAAAAGGGGGUUUGUUUGUUGCCUUUAGUAUUUUGAAAAGCCUGAUUCGGAAUGCCACAAACCAUCGUGGUAAACUUUAGUUCAAUCAAUGGUCAUGAUUGUUCUCUUGAACGAUCAUUAUCUACCAAGUUGGAAAUGACGAAACAGAUCACGUCUGAUGGUUGUACCAAGGGCAACACAAUCCAAAACUGCAAAAGGGCAGAUCCCGUCAUAGCGCUUUCUGCUAGUCCCGAAAUGUUCUGGACUCGACGAUGAUUUUGCUUCCGGCAAGAGCAGGAAAAAAGGACGAGUUUCAAUACUCUCAUACCACUGAUUCAUUUUUUUUACAUCAAACUCACACUCGAUCAUCAUCACAAUUACCGUAGAGAAGUUAAUCCUGGACCUCUCGUUUCACGGGAGAAUGAUAUAGAUAAUUACCACCGUGCCAAUUUUUGCCAUAAUACAAAAACAUAAAAAACACAUAAACACAUACACAUACACACACAGAAUAAUGAUCUCAGAUCGCGAUAUAUUAACAGCAUCAAGCAGUGAAGCAAUAGCUCAAUACACUCUCUAUAAAGUAGAGUACCAUGAGGUACGGUAUGAAACUGUGCACAUUUCCUCUGCUAGCAGUAGAACGUGCAUGAUCUCGUACCAUUCAUCCGCAUACAGAACAACUAUCCAAGCAUUCAUACAAAUAGCAAAUCUCUUUUCUUCUGCGAGAACGAAAACAUUUCACAUACUAAACGGUAUGAGUAGAACCCUGCGCGUUUCGUUGUGUGGAAGGGAAUGUAAAUGAUGGGUAUGGUUUUUUUUUAUUUAAAAGAUGCAGCCUUUAGUGGUAGUUGGAAGCCAUGAGGAAAGAAAGCUGGUUGCGCUGGACCGGAAAAAUAGGAGUGACAGAGCCUUUCGAGUUGCUACAUUAUCGAUUUAUUUUGCUCCGUAUACACAAACACAAACACACACACACACUUUUGCGGGCAGUUUCCUAAUAAUUUAAUAACAUUUACUUAGACUUACCUUGAAUAGGGCGCUUGUGCGCAGAUUGUACAAUGUCAGCGGUAAGCCCUACCUGGCUGGCUGCAAGGCAUAAAAAAGCUUGUUCAGAAGCGAUGCUGAAGUAAGCUGCUUUUAUAGAAUAAGUAUAAAGCACGCGCGUAAGUGCAUACGCAAGAUGGAAAGCAACGGGCUGUGAUAGAAUGAAGUUAAUAAUAGUGUAACGUAACAGUAACGAUAGUACCAACUGCCCAACAUUGGCAUUGUACCAAUAGUAAACUAGCGAAAUUGGACAGAAAGGUAAAACAUAAACGAAUCGAAAAAAAAAACGAUCCCAUUGGCCACAAUACUGCAGAUAAUGUAUAACAAACAAAAACAAAACAACAACUUUACCUAUGGCAUAAAUAGGCCACCUCGCUAUUAAUCAAACCUUCCGUUUAACUAUGUUUCGUUACCAAACGGCAUUCAAGCAGAUACUGCAGAUUUUGUUGAUUCUAACGGUUUCCCACUUACAUUAAGUUAGUGUCCUUUAUUUCCUUCCUUUCUCCCUACCAUUACUACCCUUUUCUGCCUCAUCCGGAGUUACACCGAUGGGGACAGAAUUAUUGAUCGCGCUUUAAUGUGUGUACACGUGUUCCUUAGCAGUUAAAUGCAACAUAGUUUAAUCACAACCGUGUAGUGUGGCCGUUUCGCAGGGUAACAAGGUAAAGAAGGUAGUCGAACUGCUGCUCAGUUUGGGCUAAUACUUCGAGAAGAUUGAAUUGGUUUUCCAUCUUACCACCUUGAUGCUGUUUCUAACCUACCUAUCUACUAAGGCUAUACAUUUGUUUAAGUUUGUAGCAUAUAACUACUUAGCGAUAAUGCAGAACAGGGUAGAGAGCUUCGAGUAUCAUCAUCCUUUACCUUAGUGCACAUAGUUCUUUUUGCGUAGCCGAUAGCAUCGUUACAACUCUAGUUAAGGAUGUAACAGUAGCAAACAGGUAUGAGGCUGCUGAAGAAUAAGAAGUAAUGAGAAUACCGAUAAGAGAAAAUAUCACUGCCUUAGCUAAUUCAGACAUUGACAAGUAAAAGUGCAACACUAGAACGUAGAAAGGAACAAAGUUACGCUAAACGAACUCAAGUAGAGAUAGGAAAGUGUAAAGUGCGCCAGCAAACCGACCCUAAGGCACGGUUUAUCAAAUGUACGAUUUAUGAUACUUUUUAUCUUUGGUUUUUGUUCGCAACUAAAUGACACCUUGUGUUAAGUGGUCAUUCUUCAACUAUAUUUACUUUUUUUACGGCAAGCUCUUCGUGUUUUUUUUGUUGCGUUGUAAUUGCUGUGUGAAGUAAGAAGAAUAUUUUAGCCUGCGAUCAUUUUAGUGUUCGAUAUCCCACGCGGACACUGGUGCUAUUGCAUGAAAAUACUUUCCCCUAAAGAUCGCACGCUAAAAUGCUAGUGCAAGUUGAAGUUAAUGCUGCUUUUGCAAAAAGCGAUUAUUCACACAAAAGAUGUAACAAAACACAGAACCUGUAAAAUAGAGACAAUGAUAUUACAGUAGUUUCCAUUACUGCGAUAGAUUAACUAUACACUUUAUUCAGGUGAGAUAAAAGAGAACAAACCGCAAAACGUACAGAACACAGAACGCUAAUGGGAAACGAUAGUAAUAGCAAGACACACAAGACAUGAGCAAAAACUCGCUGAGUUUAUCAUUCUGUCGUUUUUUCCCCCUGCGCAGCAGCGAUAUGCGACAGUAAAGUAAAAAUACACGUACCAUUAUAAACAAGGCCACACUAGCGUUACAGUAAAUCCAUAAGUACUAGAUAAAUUUAAUAUAAAAAGAUAAUCGAAAACAUAAACAA
Molecule: messenger RNA, 5793 nt
Organism: Anopheles funestus (African malaria mosquito)
Lineage: Eukaryota; Metazoa; Arthropoda; Insecta; Diptera; Culicidae
Gene: Akt
Product: RAC serine/threonine-protein kinase
Exons: 7
Coding region: 897-2594 (565 amino acids)
Biological process (GO): protein phosphorylation
Molecular function (GO): ATP binding; protein serine/threonine kinase activity
Source: RefSeq, a predicted model, not a curated record